Trichosurus vulpecula (common brushtail) is the source of this 1388-nucleotide messenger RNA. RefSeq names its product UDP-GlcNAc:betaGal beta-1,3-N-acetylglucosaminyltransferase 3 (gene B3GNT3). The transcript is spliced from 2 exons. Lineage: Eukaryota; Metazoa; Chordata; Mammalia; Diprotodontia; Phalangeridae. Gene Ontology annotation, molecular function: hexosyltransferase activity. The record is from RefSeq and is a predicted model, not a curated record. Bases 7 to 1200 code for a protein of 397 amino acids. Gene Ontology annotation, cellular component: membrane.
GAAACAAUGCGACGGCCGAAGAAAAGAUGCACGCAGGCAUUGAUCCUCCUGGCCUUAGCUGUUGGGGUCUUACUUCUCCUCUUCCAUGACCAUUCCUUGGAACUCUCCUAUGGGACCCAUUGGCAAGACUUGGGGACCUCUGAGCUCCUGUACCAAAUGGUUCCAGAGCCCCAACAACAGCAAAGUGUCCUAGAGCUCCAACCCUCAGCCCCGUCUGAACGUCCUCUGGUACCCUGCUUUGCCAAUGCCUCUGUAGCCAACAUGGCUGGCUUCUCAGCCCAGCCCAGUCACAUCCAGAACUUCCUCCUUUACAAACAUUGCCGGGAUUUCCCAAUUCUUCAGAAUGCCCCACCAAAUAAGUGUACAGCGUCCCCUGGGGGCUUGGGCCAUGUCUUCCUCUUCCUGGCCAUCAAGUCAUCGCCUAAGAACUAUGAGAGGCGGGAUCUCAUUCGUCGGACAUGGGGGCAGGAGCGAGAGGUCAAAGGAUUAGCCAUCCGCCGGCUCUUCUUGGUAGGCACUGAACCUAAUGUCCUGGAAGCUCGAAAAGUGAACCGGCUCCUGGCCAUGGAGGCCCAGGCCCAUGGUGAUAUUCUCCAGUGGGAUUUCCAUGACACUUUCUUCAAUCUGACCCUGAAGCAGGUGCUGUUUCUGGAGUGGCAGGCUGCCCAGUGCCCCGAUGCUCCCUUCGUCUUCAAUGGUGAUGAUGAUAUCUUCUCCCACACAGACAACAUGGUGACGUAUCUACAGGGUAACAAAGCAGACAAGCACCUGUUUGUAGGCCACGUCAUCAGUAAUGUGGGACCCAUCCGCUUGCCAUGGAGCAAGUACUUUGUGUCAGAGUUGGUGACAAAGGAAGAAAAGUACCCCCCCUAUUGUGGAGGUGGGGGGAUCCUGAUGUCUCGAUUCACGAUUCGAGCCAUCCGGCGUGCUUCCCACAUGAUACCCCUCUUCCCGAUUGACGAUGUUUAUCUGGGCAUGUGCCUGAAGCGUGAAGGGCUGGCACCAGCCAGGCAUAUGGGGAUUAAGGUGGUUGGUGUCCGUUCACCGUCACCCCGCAUAGGGUCCUUUGACCCCUGCUUCUACCAGGACCUGCUUCUGGUCCAUCGUUUCUUGCCCUACGAGAUGCUACUAAUGUGGGAUGCCCUCAAGAAUCCAGGUCUGGAAUGUAGCAAGUCAGUAUUAUACACCCCAAGGAACUGAGGGCUGGUCCGGAGGACCCGGGGGUCACACUGGGUGAGAGCCCCCUGAAGAGACUGACGCAGCACGUGAUACUCAGAACAAAAGCCAGGACAGAUAACUUCAAAGUCAACUUUGCGACCUUAGCCUGAUCGGAACCUCCGCUUUUUCCUUUGUAAACCCGGGAAGAGCACCGAAUGCUACCUACCUCA